Molecule: messenger RNA, 2071 nt
Organism: Vitis vinifera (wine grape)
Lineage: Eukaryota; Viridiplantae; Streptophyta; Magnoliopsida; Vitales; Vitaceae
Product: probable aldehyde dehydrogenase
Exons: 16
Coding region: 177-1844 (555 amino acids)
Cellular component (GO): mitochondrion
Molecular function (GO): L-glutamate gamma-semialdehyde dehydrogenase (NAD+) activity; aldehyde dehydrogenase (NAD+) activity
Source: RefSeq, a predicted model, not a curated record
CACAUCAGAUUAGAACUCCGGAAAUAAAGCAUACGGAUGACAAGUGGCAGCAACCCGAAAACUGCAAAAUCCAGCUCAGCCCUCCAUUGCAGUGAGCAUAAUUCGUGAGUUGGAAUGCAGAAGAGAAUUGAGAAUUUAGGACGAAUCUGUAAACCCUAUAUUGAGUACCGGCCGCCAUGUAUAGAUUCGGAGUAUGCAGAGAAAUGAGGGGUAGAGUUCCCCAAAUUGCUGCUUUGAAUUGGUUAGGUUCUCUCAGUCUCUCAAGAUCUAUUCAUAAUUUACCUUUUGCAACCAUAGAAGUUGAAGAGAUAUCAGGUUCUCAACCUGCUGAAGUACAAAAUUUGGUGCAAGGCAAAUGGACAGGAUCUACUAGUGGGGAGACAAUUGUGGAUCCUUUAAAUGGAGAACCAUUCAUCCAAGUUGCUGAGGUAGAUGAAACAGGAAUACAGCCAUUUGUGGACAGCUUGUCCAAGUGCCCCAAACAUGGUCUACAUAAUCCAUUUAAAGCACCUGAAAGGUAUCUCAUGUUAGGAGACAUAUCCAACAAGGCAGCUCACAUGCUUUCCCUGCCCAAGGUUUCCGAUUUCUUCACUAGGUUAAUACAAAGAGUUGCUCCAAAGAGUUAUCAACAGGCUCUUGGUGAAGUUUAUGUUACACAAAAAUUUCUGGAGAAUUUUUCUGGUGAUCAGGUUCGUUUCCUGGCGAGGUCUUUUGCAGUGCCAGGAAAUCAUCUUGGGCAGCAAAGUCAUGGUUUUCGUUGGCCUUAUGGUCCGGUGGCAAUUGUUACACCCUUUAAUUUCCCUUUGGAGAUUCCUGUCCUUCAGUUGAUGGGAGCCCUUUACAUGGGCAACAAACCCAUUCUUAAGGUUGAUAGCAAGGUGAGUAUUGUUAUGGAGCAGAUGAUUCGAUUGCUUCAUCAUUGUGGGUUGCCUAUGGAGGAUCUUGACUUUAUAAAUUCUGAUGGAAAGACAAUGAACAAACUAUUAUUGGAGGCAAAUCCACGAAUGACACUCUUUACUGGUAGUUCCAGAGUGGCAGAUAAGUUAGCUGUUGACCUAAAGGGUCGGAUUAAAUUGGAAGAUGCAGGAUUUGACUGGAAAAUUCUGGGACCAGAUGUUCAAGAGGUGGACUAUGUUGCAUGGGUCUGUGAUCAAGAUGCAUAUGCAUGCAGUGGACAAAAGUGCUCUGCGCAGUCAAUAGUAUUCAUGCAUGAGAACUGGUUUAAAAGUUCACUUAUUUCCAGAAUGAAAGAUCUUGCUGCAAGAAGGAAGUUAGAAGAUCUAACUAUUGGACCUGUUCUGAGUUUUACAACUGAAGCAAUGCUAGAACAUAUGAAUAAGUUGCUUCAGAUACCAGGAUCAGAGCUACUAUUUGGUGGCAAGGCUUUAGAAAAUCAUUCGAUCCCUCCAAUUUACGGUGCUCUAAAACCAACAGCCAUUUAUAUUCCGCUUGAAGAAAUGCUGAAGGAUGGCAAUUAUGAGCUUGUUACAAGAGAGAUUUUUGGACCAUUCCAGGUUGUAACUGACUAUAAAGACAAUCAGCUACCCAGGGUGUUGGAAGCACUUGAGAGGAUGCAUGCACAUUUAACUGCUGCGGUGGUUUCUAAUGAUUCCCUGUUUUUGCAGGAAGUGAUUGGGAAAUCAGUGAACGGGACUACUUAUGCUGGACUAAGGGCAAGAACAACAGGAGCUCCACAGAAUCACUGGUUUGGACCAGCAGGGGACCCAAGAGGGGCAGGAAUUGGGACGCCAGAAGCAAUAAAGCUUGUUUGGUCGUGUCAUAGAGAAAUCAUAUAUGAUAUUGGUCCCCUGCCAAGUCACUGGGAAAUUCCACCAGCUACCUGAAGAUUGACAAUUGACAUCAAGGGAAGGGGCCUAUAUGGCUAAUCUCAAAUAUAAAAUGCAAACAUCUGGCAUAGUGCGAGAGGACAAUUUAAUAAUAGCAUGUCGAUGCUUGUCGUUUUCUGUGGUCUAUCGGUAUUAACAAUUUUAUGCAACCACUAAGUGAUAAAAAGUAAUGCAACCAAAAGAUGAUGUAAAAUAAAGCGAGCAAAAGAUGUGUUUACUUUCAA